This is a messenger RNA of Spea bombifrons (plains spadefoot toad), 930 nucleotides long. RefSeq names its product olfactory receptor 6M1-like. Lineage: Eukaryota; Metazoa; Chordata; Amphibia; Anura; Pelobatidae. Gene Ontology annotation, biological process: G protein-coupled receptor signaling pathway. The record is from RefSeq and is a predicted model, not a curated record. The coding region runs from base 1 to 930 and encodes 309 amino acids. Gene Ontology annotation, molecular function: G protein-coupled receptor activity; olfactory receptor activity. Gene Ontology annotation, cellular component: membrane. The transcript has a single exon.
AUGUUUUCCUUUUCUGAGAAGAACAUGAGCACUGUGAAAGAAUUUAAUCUUUUAGGUUUCGCUUUGCCUUCCAGUGUGGUUGCAGUGAUAUUUUUUGUAAUCCUGCUUUCAUACUUACUGACAAUGACAGGGAAUGUUAUAAUUCUUAUUUUGUAUCUCAUUUACCAGAAGAUCCAUAGUCCUAUGUAUUUUUUCAUUUGUAAUUUAGCCAUUAUGGACAUAUGCUACACAAAUAUAAUUGUACCUAAUCUAUUAAGUGGCUUAUUGACAAACAAUAAGACUAUUACUGUUGUUGGAUGUCUAACACAAUGUUUUUUAUAUUUUUUGGUGGGAACAUUUGAAUUCUUUCUCCUUUCUGUAAUGUCUUUUGACAGGUAUUUAGCUAUAUGUCACCCAUUACGUUAUUCAGUUAUAAUGAAUAAUAGAAUGUGCAUGCAGCUUGUAAUUACGUCAUGGAUUGGGUCAUUUUUCACGAUAUUUAUUCCAACAAUAUUAAUUUUGAGACUCUCAUUCUGUUUUCGUGAGAUAAAUCAUUUCUUUUGUGAUGUUGGACCCCUCUUAAGAAAUUCCUGUACGGAUACUACUUCACUCCAACUUUUGUCUUUUAUAAUUUCAACUAUAUUAUUUCUAUUUCUUAUGGUUGCUAUUGCGUCAUAUGCUAAAAUUGUCAGAACAAUAUUUAAAAUCCGCUCCAAAUCUGGAAGACAACGUGCUUUCUCAACAUGUUUUUCACAUGGAAUUGUAGUUACUCUCUUUUUUGGGAGCUGUAUGUUUAUGUAUGUGAAACCAGUAAAUAAUCAAGUAUCAGAUUAUGACAAAAGGGUCGCUGUCUUAAACACGAUAGUGACACCUUUGCUAAACCCUUACAUUUAUUCUUUGAGGAACCAAGUGGUAAAGGAUAUGCUUAAAUGUGCAACAGGAAAACAGUAA